This is a messenger RNA of Cricetulus griseus (Chinese hamster), 795 nucleotides long. NCBI's taxonomy places the organism in Eukaryota, Metazoa, Chordata, Mammalia, Rodentia, Cricetidae. The record is from RefSeq and is a predicted model, not a curated record.
AUGAAGUCCAUCUUCUUCAGCCUUUCUCUGCUCCUCCUUCUGGGGAAGCAAGCAGCUGGAAUAGGAACCUAUGGUGGGCCAAAAGGACACUUUCUAGUAAGAACACCCCCAGUUGUAUUUAUCCAAAAAGGCCAUUUCCACUAUGGGCCCAGCGAAGAACAGGAAGCUGCAUCUGAAGAAACGUUUUUUACCCAAACGAAGCAACAUGCAUAUGGCCAAGAUGCUGAUGCUGAAGCGAGGGAGACUCAGAGUUCACAGGAGCAGACAGAUUUAAAUGAAGACAUAGAUUGUGAUGAAGAAGACGAGAUUAGCCAACAAAAAUCCCAACUUCAAUCCCAGUCACAAAUCAAAUCCCAAGCCCAGCUAAGAUCCCAGGAAGGCCAACUAAAGUCCCAAACAGGCCAGCGAAAGACCCUAGGCCAGGUGAUAGCACAAGUCAAGCUGAAAUCCCACAGUGCCCCUCUGAAACCAUACCAGGCACCACUAACUCUCCAAAAAGUCUCUGCUCAGCAAAUCAAGGGCAAAGAAUAUGCCCUGGACGAAGACCUGGCCCGAGUGCGUCAACAAGAUAAAAAGGUUCACAAGCUCAAAAGAAACCUUGGCUGGGCCAGGAAAACAGCAGAGAACUUGCCACAUCUUAGACAGCAUUCCCAAGGCUAUGAUGGGUAUGUUAUGCAGUUUCAAGAGCAACUACAGGGUGGAAUUCAUCACACAAAAUCUUUGCACCAAGCUCAAGGGAUGUGCUACUGUCCAAAAGGAGGGUUAUUCCUACACCAAGAAGUCUUCGCAGAAUAA